CAUGUGACGUUCCCAAACCCAUGCUUACAGGUCACUACCUUAACUACCUCUUCAUUUGAAUUCACAAAUUUACCAUCAACAGCCCCACUUCCAAAAUCCUUACCUACUCGAAAAGCAUACUCCAUACACCAGUCCAGAAUUGUAAUUGUCCAAUUAUAUAUCUUUUUUAUCAAAAUCCAUAGCCAGGGAAAAACAGAAAAUUCAUAAAUAUCAGUAAGCAGGCCCAACUAGCUGCAACACUAGCAUUAUCUGCAAUAACCGAAAUAUCGGAGAUUGUAAUCGCAAAGACGAAACACUAAUGGCCAGGAAGUUUUUCGUUGGCGGCAACUGGAAAUGCAAUGGAACAAGUGAAGAAGUGAAGAAGAUAGUCUCCACACUCAAUGAAGGGCACGUGCCAUCCUCAGAUGUGGUUGAGGUUGUGAUAAGCCCUCCAUUUGUGUUUCUCCCGCUGGUGAAAGAUUCACUGAAGCCUGAUUUUCAUGUUGCGGCUCAAAAUUGUUGGGUCAAGAAAGGUGGUGCUUUUACCGGCGAAGUUAGUGCGGAAAUGCUUGUGAAUCUGAGUAUUCCUUGGGUAAUUCUUGGCCAUUCUGAAAGAAGACUUCUUUUAAGCGAGUCAAAUGAGUUUGUUGGGGAUAAGGUUGCAUAUGCACUUUCUCAAGGUUUAAAGGUAAUAGCUUGCGUCGGUGAGACUCUCGAGCAGCGUGAAGCGGGAUCUACCAUGGAUGUUGUUGCUGCACAAACCAAAGCAAUAGCAGAACGAGUAAAGGAUUGGGCAGAUGUUGUUUUGGCAUAUGAGCCUGUGUGGGCUAUUGGAACAGGGAAGGUUGCAACUCCUGCUCAGGCACAGGAAGUGCAUUUUGAACUGAGGAAAUGGCUUAAAGAGAACACCAGUUCACAAGUUGCUGCAACAACCAGGAUUAUCUAUGGAGGGUCAGUCACUGCUACAAACUGCAAGGAAUUGGCAGCACAGCCUGAUGUUGAUGGAUUUCUGGUUGGUGGAGCCUCUCUAAAGCCGGAGUUCAUUGAAAUUAUCAAGUCCGCAGAGGUGAAGAAAAGUGUCUGAGCACAGCAAUAGGUAUUGGCUGGUGACUCGUUGAAGCUUAUGUUUUGGGGAGGUAUAGAAUCCAUCCUGUAUAAUUAUAAUAGACAUACUUUUCCGGAGGAAAUAAAUUUUUUGGCUUUUGUAAUGAUAUACUGCACAUCAAAAUGGUUUUAUAUUGAAUAAAUCCAACUAUUUCUUUCUUCA
Molecule: messenger RNA, 1246 nt
Organism: Ricinus communis (castor bean)
Lineage: Eukaryota; Viridiplantae; Streptophyta; Magnoliopsida; Malpighiales; Euphorbiaceae
Product: triosephosphate isomerase, cytosolic
Exons: 9
Coding region: 299-1063 (254 amino acids)
Biological process (GO): glyceraldehyde-3-phosphate biosynthetic process; glycolytic process; glycerol catabolic process
Cellular component (GO): cytosol
Molecular function (GO): triose-phosphate isomerase activity
Source: RefSeq, a predicted model, not a curated record